GUUCGUUGUUGAUCAACAACUUGAAACCACAAAUUAAAUAAGCUUUCGAGGGAAAGAAAAAGAGAAACUAUUCUAGAUCCGCAGAACUCUCAGUUCUGUUCCAUUUCUUCCAUCUUCUCCAUGAAUGCGAAGGGCAGGGUACGUAGCUAACAAAUUACUGAAAGCAGAAACAAAAUAUUAGAAACACCGUACUUUUUUUCCCAAGAGAAUAGAAUGUCCUCUGCCCAGCAACGCACGACACAAACUGGAGGCUUCAGAAAAACGAUCGCUUGGUUCUUUAUCGUUGUCGGCACGCUUUACCUCAUCUACUCUUCCCAUCUUAUCCUAAACAACGAUCGCCGAUGUCUUACGACCGAAGAAAAUCUAGAACAUCUUACAAACUUGUCCACAUCAAUCCAGCUAAAUGAACAAGACAGUAGUUUUGAAUCUCCUCCUCCUAUACUUUCUAAGAAAUCACAGGAGUACAACACUGAGCUUAAGCACAUUGUUUUCGGGAUAGCAGCUUCGGCGGAUUUGUGGCAGAAAAGAAAGGAGUACGUAAAGGUGUGGUGGAGGCCGAAGCAGACUAGAGGGAUAGUCUGGAUGGAUAGACAAGUAAGGAGCCCAAGUAAUGAAGGGCUGCCUCAGAUUAGGAUUUCGGCGGACACGUCCAGGUUCAAGUACUCGAAUAAGAAAGGACAUAGAUCGGCCUUGAGGAUUUCGAGGGUGGUUUCGGAGACGUUGAGGCUUGGAUUGAAGGAUGUGCGGUGGUUUGUGAUGGGCGAUGAUGAUACAGUGUUUAUUGUUGAUAAUGUGGUCAGGAUACUUUCGAAAUAUGAUCAUAGGCAGCUUUAUUACGUUGGGAGCUCGUCAGAGAGUCACCUUCAGAAUAUAUAUUUCUCUUAUUCCAUGGCAUACGGAGGAGGUGGUUUUGCUAUUAGCCAGCCAUUGGCACAAGAGCUGGCAAAGAUGCAAGACAGGUGCAUUCGGCGGUAUCCAGGGUUAUAUGGCAGUGAUGACAGAAUCCAAGCUUGCAUGGCUGAGAUUGGGGUGCCGCUCUCCAAGGAAUCUGGGUUUCAUCAGUAUGAUGUAUAUGGAGACCUUCUAGGCCUUCUGGCAGCCCAUCCCGUGGCUCCACUGGCUUCACUUCAUCAUAUCGAUGUAGUGCAGCCAAUAUUCCCUGGCAUGAGCCGAGCCAGAGCUCUCCAACACUUGUUCAAGUCAGUGCAGCUUGAUUCAGCUAGCAUAAUGCAACAAUCCAUCUGCUAUGACAAGAAUAGGUACUGGUCCAUCUCAGUCUCAUGGGGCUAUGUUGUUCAAAUCUGGAGGGGAGUCGUCUCUCCUAGAGAGCUUGAGACUCCGGCUAGAACCUUUCUUAAUUGGUAUCGAAAAGCUGAUUAUACUGCAUAUACAUUUAACACAAGGCCCGUGACGAAGCACCCAUGUAUGAAGCCCUUCGUUUUUUACAUGAGCACUUCUAAAUAUGAUCGAGCUAAGAAGCGAGCGAUCGGGGUCUACACUCGCCGUAAAUCACCAUCCCCUUAUUGCCGGUGGAAAAUGGCAUCCCCAGAAAGAAUUGACUCAAUUGUAGUAUUGAAGAGGCCGGAUACCCUUCGAUGGCUCAAGUCACCGAGAAGGGACUGUUGCAGAGUUCUGCCAACAAAUAAGGCCUCAACGAUGUACUUGUGGGUUGGCAAUUGCAGAGAUGGUGAGAUCAGUGAAUUCCAGCGACCAAAGUAAUAUUUAUUAUUUUCUUUCUCGGAUCAUACCAUCCCAAUGCCUUAAUUUCCCGGAGAAUGCUGAAUGCAUACAGGAAUCAAAUCAAUACCAAGGGUAUAAAAUAGAACAGAAAUAGAGCUCAUUUUUACUAGUUUGAGCUGCUGCAACAAAGAACUCAGGUUUUCAAUAGCCAUUUCUUUGCUUCAUUCAUAGAGGUAAAUUUGAUACAAGCUCAUGAUUAACAACAAUUUGUUUUCGCUACAUCACCUAGUUUAAAGGUGUUCUCUCUAUUAUCUUCUCGAAGUGCUGAAAAUCAUAUUUUGGUACCUACUUCUGCUGCAAUUAAAAUAAAAUUCUGAGUGAUAGUUUCCUCA
Populus nigra (black poplar) is the source of this 2072-nucleotide messenger RNA. RefSeq lists its product as uncharacterized. The record is from RefSeq and is a predicted model, not a curated record. The transcript is spliced from 3 exons. NCBI's taxonomy places the organism in Eukaryota, Viridiplantae, Streptophyta, Magnoliopsida, Malpighiales, Salicaceae. Bases 214 to 1719 code for a protein of 501 amino acids. Gene Ontology annotation, molecular function: acetylglucosaminyltransferase activity.